Messenger RNA from Meloidogyne enterolobii, 224 nucleotides. Lineage: Eukaryota; Metazoa; Nematoda; Chromadorea; Rhabditida; Meloidogynidae. The record is from the annotation of a GenBank genome assembly.
UGGAAAGGUAGAAAAAGUUCGUGAAUUGCUGAUAUUAAAUGGUCAAAAGCCUUUUUUGGAUCUCAAUCGUUGCGAUGAUUUGGGUAAAGCACUCGUACAUAAGCUUUGUGAAAUCCGUUGUGGCGUUUCUCACACACAAUGUGAGCUUAUUACUUUAUUGGUUACGAAUGGGGCGCGUUUGGAUAUGGCAGAACAUAGUAAUGGACAAAUUCCUUUGCAUAUAG